Molecule: messenger RNA, 2301 nt
Organism: Paramacrobiotus metropolitanus
Lineage: Eukaryota; Metazoa; Tardigrada; Eutardigrada; Parachela; Macrobiotidae
Product: NADPH-dependent diflavin oxidoreductase 1-like
Exons: 3
Coding region: 205-2004 (599 amino acids)
Cellular component (GO): cytosol
Molecular function (GO): NADPH-hemoprotein reductase activity; FMN binding; flavin adenine dinucleotide binding
Source: RefSeq, a predicted model, not a curated record
ACUGGUCUUUAUGAGUUGAUACUUUAUGAGUAUUUAAUAAACCAUAACCGUGUAAUGUUACUAUUUAAAAUUUAUAGUAUUAUAGUUGUACCAGCAUUAUCGCUGCUUAAAACAGGUACAGUAACUUCUGUAAUUUAAAACCAAUGUGAUUUCGGAAUCAAAUAAUCUCGUGCAACUUUUUUCCCCUUUACUACCGCUUUGGCAAUGACCAUGAAAACCUCUUGCCUGCGACCACUAUUGACAAUUCUCCAUGGAAGUCAGACAGGUACAGCGACUGAUGUGGCUAAACGGAUUCGCAGACAAGCGAAAUCACGUCGUUUUCCCACUGAGCUGUACGCCAUGAACGACUUUACCACGGAACGUUUGAUGACGACGAAUCUUAUAAUUUUUGUGGCAUCCACAACGGGACAAGGUGAGGAGCCUGACAACAUGAAAGUGUUUUGGCGAUCUCUGUUGCGACGGCGUCUACCACCGAAUUCUUUGACGAAUCUUGAGUUUGCCGUGCUUGGCCUGGGUGAUUCUUCGUACCAGUAUUUCAAUUUCACGUCGAAAAGACUCCACAAACGCUUGCUGCGACUGGGCGCUGUGGCGUUAUAUCAGCUAGGACUGGCCGAUGAUCAGCACGAACUUGGUUUCGAUGGAAUUGCGGAACCGUGGAUCAAGGGGCUUUUUGAAGCAUUAAAUGAAAAAUUUCCUUUGCCCGCGGGCGUUGAUGAAGCAGCACCCGUAGGACCUGAACCGUCUUUUAACGUUUGCCUUAAGGACGCACUCGAAGUUCCAAAUGUUGAAUGCUCCAGAUUACCUGUUGGUCCACCUUACGACGCAGAAAAUCCUUUUCAUGCUAGCGUUAUUGCAAAUGAUCGUGUUACGGCAGCAGAACAUUUUCAAGAUGUCAGACUGAUUAAAAUGGAUAUAGCCGGCAGUGGAUUUGUGUAUCAGCCCGGAGACGUGAUGGUAGUUUACCCUAAAAACAGUCUGGAUCAAGUAGAAGAAUUGCUGACUUUAUUGCACCUGGAAGGAAACCAAGUCAUUACACUGAGCUUACACGACGAAGACGCAGCACUUCCUUUGCCAUGCCGGUUAUCCAAUCCGUGCACAAUCCGUCAAGCAGCCACAAAUUUAUGGGACUUUCAGUGUGUACCAAGACGAUCCUUCUUUGAACUGCUACAUCAUUUUGCUGUUAAUGAAAGAGAGAAAGAACGACUAAAAGAAUUCGCAAGCCCGGAAGGUACUGAUGAGUUAUACGGAUAUUGUUACCGUCCGCGGCGAACUGCUUUCGAAAUACUGCAAGAUUUUUCCGAUACCCGAACCCGCGUGCCGCUUGAAUAUUGGUUUGAUUUGUUCCCUCCAAUGCAGCCGCGAUCAUUCUCCAUUGCCAGCUCACCGCUCCGUCACCAGACAGUACUGCACAUUCUGGUUGCAGUGGUGCAGUAUAAGACUAAACUACAGAAGCCUCGUAUGGGAUUGUGUUCAAAUUAUUUGAAACGAGUGCAAGCUGGGGACAGCUUGGACAUGUGGAUUAAAACGGGCACAAUGAGUUUUCGCGCGGCAAGCGAGCGGCCCGUAGUCAUGGUCGGCCCCGGAACCGGUGUGGCUCCCUUUCGCUCUUUCAUUCAUGACCAAGCAGUCCGCAGUCACUCAGGAUCCAUUCUGUUUUUCGGCUGUCGCAAUGAAGACCAUGAUUAUUAUUUUCGCGAAGAAUGGAAGGAGCUACAAGAAGAUGGUAUUUUAGUUAUGAUGCCGCCAGCAUUUUCGCGAGACCAAAUUGAAAAGGUAUACGUACAGGACCGAAUGAAGGCCGCUUCGCAGUUGGUUUUUGAAGCCGUUUAUGAGCAGGAAGGAUUAUUCUACUUAGCUGGAAAUGCGAAGCAAAUGCCGGCUGAUGUUACGUUUGCCUUGAAAAGAGUUCUGUGCGAGAACAGCAAAAUGUCCAUGGAUGAUGCUGAUGCCUACAUUCAACAGAUGCAAAAGGAUGGUAGAUAUCAAACCGAGACUUGGUCAUAGUUAUCGAAGACUUGCCAUGACCAGAAAAGAAAUUGAUGGUUUUGUUCUUCUGGGUUGGUUAUUCGAACUUAAGGGUACUUUGAUAGUUGUUGUUUUGGAUUGUUGAAAGUUAGUGUUGAGAAAUACUCGUGAUGAUAAUGUUACGCAGCGGCAUUACCAUUUACGCACCCGGCUGUUCUUCUGCGUACGUGUUAGCACCAAGCUCCCGGUGAAAGUUGGUUGUGUGACGCUAGGCGGUCACGCUACGUACAAGUACGUUAAGCGGACCAAAAAAUUUGCGAAAUUAAAAUUAGCAGU